AUGAUGAUUACUAUGGUGACCCUGAUCAGAGAUCAGAGUAGUGGCGGUUCCGACGUAUCGACUUCUUCAUCUACUACAGCAAAAGAAGCAGUAACACCGCCAGCAACGCCUUCAGCUCAGGACCAAAAUAAAGACACAGAUCAAACACAAGUACAGAGUGGUGGUGAUUCCGACGUAUCGACUUCUUCAUCUACUGCAACAAAAGAAGCAGUAACACCACCAGCAACGCCUUCAGCUCAGGACCAGAAUAAAGACACAGAUCAAACACAAGUACAGAGUGGUGGUGAUUCCGACAUAUCAACUUCUUCAUCUACUGCAGCAAAAGAAGCAGUAACACCGCCAGCAACGCCUUCAGCUCAGGACCAAAUAAAGACACAGAUCAAACACAAGUACAGAGUGGUGGUGAUUCCGACGUAUCGACUUCUUCAUCUACUGCAGCAAAAGAAGCAG
Ostertagia ostertagi is the source of this 450-nucleotide messenger RNA. NCBI's taxonomy places the organism in Eukaryota, Metazoa, Nematoda, Chromadorea, Rhabditida, Trichostrongylidae. The record is from the annotation of a GenBank genome assembly.